AAGGUCAACACAAGGGGCGAUGUAAGUGUGGUCGUGCGUCGGCCGUGCGGCAUUCGAUUUCAGGGAAAAGGAUACUUGAAGUCAGUGCUGCCAUCGUAGAGCCAGAAACUCAAACUCGCCGAUAGUAAUUGUAAUACAAGGACGCAGUAGAACUAUCGUAUCUACACUGACAACAGCAACAUGACUACAUCCCUUGCACUCAUUGCAUCGACGUCCGGCGACGAUGGCGGUAAAGAUGCUCGAACUCCAACUCCCGCGGACGAGUCGACACGCAUGGUGACUGCUUUGGACCAUGUAGAAAGCCGGCUGCAGACGCAAACAAGCCUGAUCAUCCGCAGGCCGACCCCGGACACUAUUUUGGUCACGCUACCCGACUCACUCGCCGAAGAGCUCGUUCGGGCUUGCGGCUCUACGCUCGUGCGCCAAAAGCAGGUCACAUCGCUGUUUGCAAGGCCUGCGAUAGAACAGACCGCGACCGGCAUUGACCAAGGAGAUGAACCUGUUGCACAAACUCCCCCAACGACACCAGGGGCGCAGCUGAAGCCAGCACGCACGACCUUGAAAGGACCUUCACAAGAACAACUUUGGGUGACUUAUUCGCGGCCCACCGAUCAUACCGGGAGGAGCGGCCCUGCGUACUUCGCCAUCACGACGGCCUCCUGUGUAGUUAGAACUAGGCCAACUUCUUUGCACUCGGACGCGAUGGACCGGCAUCAUGAAAUCGACGCCAGCGCAAGAACUACAGAUGAGGACGUGGACCCGCUGCUUGUCCCGCUUUCGUCUGCCCAGAAAAUGUUGUUGCUGAAGCAGUACGUCGAGGAAAUUCUACUUUUGGGUGGAUCCUGUUCAUCUUCUACGCCUGGAAGUGUGGUAUCGGAUUCUACUCGAGCUUCAUCCCUGGAGCGGGCAGAUGCGUCGUGCGCUGUCGGGCCAGCAGCGGCUGCGACGAACGGCCUUCCGGGCGAAGCUUUCGCUUUGCAAUCCGUGCCAGAAGGGAAAGUGGAUAAUAGUGCCGACGACCAUUCUACAACCUUCUCCCCCACAGGGGGCUCCACACCGACGACAGACUGCGGCGAUUCAUGCACGUCGGGUUGUUCCACGCCGACUGACUCUUCCGUCGAGAUUUCUUCAUCUACGAAUAGAAGUUCUUCCUCUCUGUCAGAUAUAGCUGGUGGUGUUACUACUGAAAAGGACGGACCGGAAAUGGUCUUGCGCAAGCGGAUCUUGAAGGCGGAAAACGAUCCUACCGAUGAAGAGCCCAGUGGUCCACCUGCAGUCGCAGUGGAGGACAAACCCGGUUCCUUUUUUUCAACGAAGAAAGCAGCGACUGCCACCAGUAGCGAACAGGCUACUUUCCGAAAUUCUGUAAACGUAGUGGACGAAUCGGCACAGCAGAAACACGACUCCUCCGUCCAGCUGGAGCUCCUCUGUCUGCACGACGAGACGGCACAGUUCCACCUGUCGCAGGAGAAGGUUGAACUUGAACAUCAAAAUAAGAAUACAAAAUUGCAAUUCCCUGUCCACCAUUUCGCCCUGUCCACCGCAUCCCUCGACCUGAUCGCGGAUUACUUCGGCCCGGAAACCGCGGCUUAUUUUGUGUACCUGCGCUGCCUGGCGGUGUGGCUUUCCGUGCCGGCGCUGCUUGGCUUGUUGGUGUACUGUACCUACUAUCCUAUGCAAAACUAUCGUACUCGUAUUGCAGUCAUGCAUUACCAAAUCUUUUGUUUAGGUAAAACCGCAUUACAAAUUUUAUUUCUCCAGCUGAGAAAAUUCGUAUAUGCAUUUAUACAAGUGCGAUACUUUUGCAAUGCAUACUUACGGGAUUUUUCCGCUGGGCCGGUCCGUGUUCGCGCUCGUUACGGUCCUGUCUUUCGCUUGCUUUGUCCGGUAUUUCGAGCGGCGGGGUGAGGAAUUUGCACUGCGCUGGGGCUACUGCAAAACAGGUAGUAGCUGCUCAGCCUGGAGCUGCGGAAAAGUUGCGGAGAUGUCUAACAAAGCUGGAAGUAGUACACAAAAAGGCCGCACCAGGGACAAAGAACCCGACCACGAAGAGAAAUUGUCCUCGAGUCGUGCCGAACCCCUUCACGCAUCAUCCGCGGAAGAAGAUAAAGGACACGCAGACGUCAAAGUCCCGAGUGCUGGGAAACCCGAACCUUACUGCGUGGAGGUGGAGCUGAAAACCUCGCCAAUCAUAUACUGAGAAAAAAGUGUAGUUACAGUUACACACUCUGAUGCACGACAAGCAAUACAGACAUCCGCUGUCAUGCAGGAAAUGCUUGCCAGCGUCAUUUCAUUCGUGUUUUCCCUUAUGGUCUGCGCAUUACAUACAAGAUUUCUUUGCUGUGCGGAGCAUUUUUGUGAUGCUGAAACUCCAACAAAUGUCGUGUAACUGUAACACUUUUUUCCUGUGAUAAAUCACCGGGGAACGGUACUGGGCGAGAAAGUCCCCACCUGCUUUCCAAAAGCCAUAUUGCAGUGAAAAAUCUGCCGCCUUUAAUGCCCUCAGCUUGUUCUCAUAUUGGUGGUUAUGAUCAACAGACGUAAGUCGUGUCUCCUGUAGCUGUAUAUUUAUUCGUCUAUGCAUGUACAGUACUUCUUGAUAUGAUCCGCAUAACAAGCCGGAGGCACAGGCAGAAAAAGUGAUAAUUUCCCAUCCCAUAACCCCCUCGCGUACCUGACCUCCGCAGUGGUGACCCUCUGCCUGCUGUCGGUCGCUUUUUUCACCAUGAUUUGCAGCCUGAACCUGCAGGGCUACAUCUCGGGCCCCACCGACAAAAACGCGUCCGGGGUCGAGAAACUCUACAACCCCUUCCACAUCCCCUGGAUUGCGCAGUUCGCGCAGCCAGGCGCGAUUUUGGACCCGACCGGCGCGGGGGACUUUUUGCUGUUCGGCUACCUCACGCUUUUACCGACGGUCCUUCACGUGUUGGCCAUUCAGCAGCUGAACGGGAUCUACAAAACCGUCGCGGUUUGGCUGACCACAAACGAGCUCCACGAAAGUAUCGAGGAUUUUCAGACCGCGCUGCUGACCAAGCGGGUGCUGUUCGAAGCGCUCGACUGCUACAUCGGGUUUCUGUACAUCGGCUUUAUCGAAAAGGACAUUGUGAAACUCCGGUCCGAACUCGGCAACAUGUACCUGGUGGACUGCGGCAGGCGGUUGUUCCUGGAAACCAUGUUGCCCAUCCUGCUCCGACAGGCGGGAGGUUUGCUCGAGGCUGCGGAGAGGAAGGUGGCCUCAUGGAAGAAGUCCAAGGGCCGCAUAAUAUCACCUUCGUUGUGUACUUCAUCGGGCAGCUUUUUUGAAGACAGCGAUUCAGGAUAUGAUCAAGGUCAUUCUUCGUGCGAUCAUCCAGUAACCGACGAGACAAGACGAGAAAUCGAAAGACAGAGGUGCGCCGACGAAUACGACAGUUUUGAUGACUGGAUCGAGAUGGUCGUGCAGGUGGGCUACAUCACGCUGUUUGCGGACGCCUUUCCGAUCGGGGCCACGCUCGCGCUUUGCACCAUCCUGGUGGAAGCCACGUCGGACAGGCACAAGCUGUUCUACGUUUUGCAGCGACCGGGAAGCGGUUCCAUUUCGAUCGAGGUCUCGCCGUGCUGGCCUGCUUGUGCUAGCAACGAAAAUUUGGAUUUUCCACGAACGAGCGACGGAAAUACAUCAUCACGACCAGAGACAACCUCCAGCACGAUGCGCACGAUCAACGGAACGGACGAGAGGAGGAAAGCUGCUUUGAUGUCCUCGACAGACGCAACAACGACGAAUCCCUCACUACACACGAGCCUCCUGCCCGCCUUCUCCACCAACAAAAGUCAACAUCAACCAGAACUCCAGCGGCAGCUCUGUCCCGCCGUGUGGCUGCGGGUGUUGAAAGCCUUGGUCUGGCUCUCCGUUUGCAGCAACGCGUUUCUCUUUGGCUUCAGCAGCAAGCAGCUGCAGCGGUUCUGUGCGAGUUUCCGGUCGUCUUUCUGGGCGGAGGAGACCACAGUGGACCAAAAUUUCGGGCAGCAAGGCGUCGCCUUCGACCUCUUUUACAAGGCCACACUUGUGGAGCAGGAGGAAAAGGAAAACCCGUUCUCGGAUAACAUUUCCGGGGGUCACCUAACAAACUACGAGGCACUGUGGAUCAUUUUUCUGGUGGAGCACUUGCUGGGGUGCCUCGUCCUCCUCAUUUUCAACUUCAUCAGUCCGCAUAGUGCGAAAGUCGCGGAAGCACACAAGCGGGCGGCGUAUUUGGUGAUGUCGGGUGCGGAUUGAUGAUGUUGAUGCGCAGUGGGAGGAUGGCUAUGGCACAAAAAACAUUUUUCAGCCGUGUACAAUAAUUUAAAUGGUCACGUUUCUUCACGGGUAUGUAAGUGAAAAAAGAUCAGAAACAAACUGGAGCUAUGAACGUUUUGUAAAUGUAUCGUGACAGAUUUUUAUUGUGAAAAGCGUAAGUGCGAGCGCCUUAUUGGUUUUCGCCGGAAAAAUGUAAGUGAUAUGAGGAGUAUGACAUCCUCAAAGAACACAAAUGUACAAAAAUUCAAAAACACACAUUUGUUUCGAUCAUCCUUCACUGAAGUUCCACCACAGGAGCCUCACCAUUUCGUAGUCUUGCCACGCUCUUGUAAGAAACGCGGCGAGGGUGAGGGUGAACGGCUGAAAGCAUGUGUUCGAAGAUGUGGUUUACGUACGCUAUGUCACUGGGAUUUUGUUCCAUCUGAUUCGUUUAUUUUAGAUUCC
This is a messenger RNA of Amoebophrya sp. A120, 4720 nucleotides long. Lineage: Eukaryota; Dinophyceae; Syndiniales; Amoebophryaceae. The record is from the annotation of a GenBank genome assembly.